AAAUUUCAUCUGUAAUCCUCUUCUUUCCUUUCUUCUUCUAUGGAAGGAUAACGAUUCAACAGUCAAUCUCCAAAUAAACAUUCAGUAAUGUCACGUCCACAGAACAUUGGUAUCAAGGCCAUCGAGGUCUACAUCCCAGGCCAAGCCGUAAACCAAGCAGAGUUGGAGAAGUUUGAUGGUGUGUCUGCUGGAAAGUACACCAUUGGUCUUGGUCAAACCAACAUGGGUUUUGUGAACGAUAGAGAGGAUAUCUACUCCAUGACCCUUACCGUCUUGUCCAAGCUUAUCAAGAACUAUGACAUUGAUGUUAACAACAUUGGAAGAUUGGAAGUUGGUACAGAGACUUUGCUCGACAAGUCCAAGUCUGUCAAGUCCGUCUUGACUCAAUUGCUCGGUGAUAACACCGAUACUGAAGGUAUUGACACCAUCAACGCAUGCUACGGUGGUACUAACGCCCUUUUCAACUCCAUCAACUGGGUUGAAUCAUCUGCAUGGGAUGGCCGUGAUGCAGUUGUUGUUUGUGGUGACAUUGCCAUUUAUGAAAAGGGUGCUGCAAGACCAACUGGUGGUGCUGGUACCGUUGCCUUGUUGAUCGGUCCAGAUGCACCAAUCGUCUUUGACAACAUUAGAGGCUCAUUCAUGGAGCACGCUUACGACUUCUACAAACCAGACUUCACAUCUGAGUACCCAUAUGUUGAUGGUCACUUUUCCCUUGCAUGCUACGUUAAGGCCUUGGAUAAAGCCUAUGCGGCUUACUCUAAGAAGGCCAUCAAGGCUGGUGUUGAAAGUGCCACCGCAACUACUGUGGGCGCUACAAAGAGAUUUGACUACAACGCAUUCCACGUUCCAACUUGUAAAUUGGUUGUCAAGUCUUACGCAAGAUUGCUCUACAACGACUUCAGAGCCAACCCAGAGUUGUUCCCAGAGGUGGAUAAAUCACUUGCAGAGAUGUCAUACGAAGAUUCCCUCUCUGAUAAGACCGUUGAAAAGACCUUUGUUGCCUUGGCCAAGGAGCUGACCAAAGAAAGAGUUCAACCUUCUUUGCAAGUCCCAACAAACACCGGUAACAUGUACACCGCUUCUUUGUACGCAGCAUUGUCUUCUUUGUUGUUCUACGUGGGAUCUGAAAAGCUUCAAGGAAAGAGAAUUGGUCUUUUCUCUUAUGGAUCAGGAUUGGCUGCAUCUUUGUUCAGUGCAGUGGUCAAGGGUGAUAUCACCUACAUCACCGAAAAGUUGGACUUGGACAACAAGCUCAACUCUAGAAAAAUUGCUACCCCAGAUGAGUACGAAGCUGCAUUGGCUCUUAGAGAAGCUGCUCAUUUGAAGAAGAACUUUACUCCAGUUGGUUCAUUGGAAAACGUUGGAUCUGGUGUUUACUACUUGACAGAAGUUAACGACAGAUUCCACCGUAAGUACGCUGUUAAGGAGUAAGAAGACGAACCAAAGAAAUAAAACGAAGAUGAAGGAUUUGGAGAAAACGAAGUUCUAGGAAAGAUUAACUAGAUAU
Messenger RNA from Williopsis jadinii, 1507 nucleotides. RefSeq names its product hydroxymethylglutaryl-CoA synthase (gene ERG13). The record is from RefSeq and is a predicted model, not a curated record. Bases 88 to 1431 code for a protein of 447 amino acids. Gene Ontology annotation, molecular function: hydroxymethylglutaryl-CoA synthase activity. Gene Ontology annotation, biological process: acetyl-CoA metabolic process; ergosterol biosynthetic process. The transcript has 2 exons. Lineage: Eukaryota; Fungi; Ascomycota; Saccharomycetes; Phaffomycetales; Wickerhamomycetaceae.